UUGUGUGUGGGGGUCAUUGCAGAUGGCUCGUACAAAGCAAACAGCUCGCAAGUCCACCGGCGGCAAAGCGCCGCGGAAGCAGCUUGCCACUAAAGCGGCGCGUAAGAGCGCUCCGGCCACAGGUGGGGUGAAGAAGCCUCACCGCUACCGGCCCGGUACCGUGGCUUUGCGCGAAAUUCGCCGCUACCAGAAGUCCACCGAACUGCUGAUCCGGAAGCUGCCGUUCCAGCGCCUGGUGCGAGAAAUCGCGCAGGACUUCAAAACCGACCUGCGCUUCCAGAGCUCUGCGGUGAUGGCGCUGCAGGAGGCUUGCGAGGCCUACCUGGUGGGGCUCUUCGAAGACACUAAUCUGUGCGCUAUUCACGCCAUGUCUGGUCGUGGCAAAGGCGGAAAAGGAUUGGGGAAGGGUGGUGCUAAGCGCCAUCGUAAGGUGCUCCGGGAUAACAUCCAGGGCAUCACAAAGCCGGCUAUUCGCCGUUUGGCUCGGCGCGGUGGCGUCAAGCGCAUUUCCGGUCUCAUCUAUGAGGAAACUCGAGGUGUGCUGAAGGUUUUCUUAGAGAACGUUAUUCGAGACGCUGUUACCUAUACGGAGCACGCCAAGCGCAAAACUGUCACAGCCAUGGAUGUAGUAUAUGCUCUAAAACGUCAGGGGCGCACUCUGUAUGGCUUCGGCGGCUGAAUCUAAGAAUACGCGGUCUCCUGGAACUUCAAAAAAAA
Macaca mulatta (Rhesus monkey) is the source of this 717-nucleotide messenger RNA. The record is from RefSeq and is a predicted model, not a curated record. Lineage: Eukaryota; Metazoa; Chordata; Mammalia; Primates; Cercopithecidae.